AUGGCCGCCGCUACCGUCCGCUCAGGCGCCAAGCUGCUCGACCACAGCAAGGCGCUUGAGACGCUGGCCGAGUACAAGACGGCCGAUGGGCUCGACAUUCACCAGCUCAUGGACACGACCAAGCAUGGAGGCCUCACCUACAACGACUUCCUGCUCAUGCCGGGCUACAUCGGCUUCCCCGCCUCCGAGGUGGCGCUCGACUCCCCCAUCACCAAGCGCAUCACCCUCAAGACGCCCUUUGUCUCGUCUCCCAUGGACACGGUGACGGAGCACGAGAUGGCCAUCCACAUGGCUCUGCAGGGAGGCCUCGGCGUCAUCCACCACAACUGCUCUCCCGAGGCCCAGGCCGGCAUGGUCCGCAUGGUCAAGCGCUACGAGAACGGCUUCAUCCUCGACCCCGUCGUCAUCGACCGUAACCUGACCGUCGGCGAGGCCAAGGCCCUCAAGGAGAAAUGGGGCUUUGGCGGCUUUCCCGUCACCGAAAACGGCAGGCUCGGCUCCAAGCUGCUGGGCAUCGUCACCAACCGAGACAUUCAGUUCGAGGACGACCUCGACCUCCCAGUCUCCACCGUCAUGGUGACAGACCUCACCACUGCCCCCGACGGUGUCACCCUUCUCGAGGCCAACAAGAUCCUUGCCAAGUCCAAGAAGGGCAAGCUGCCCAUCGUCGACAAGGACCACAACCUCGUCUCCAUGAUCUCCCGGUCCGAUUUGACCAAGAACCAGCACUUUCCCCUGGCAUCCAAGCUGCCCGACAGCAAGCAGCUCAUCUGCGCCGCUGCCAUCGGCACGCGGCCCGAGGACAAGGACCGUCUCAGGAAGCUCGUCGAUGCCGGCCUCGACAUUGUCAUCCUCGACAGCUCACAAGGCAACAGCCUCUACCAGAUCGACAUGAUCAAGUGGAUCAAGGCCGAGUUCCCCAAGAUCGACGUCAUCGGCGGCAACGUCGUGACCCGUGAGCAGGCCGCGUCUCUCAUCGCGGCCGGCGUCGAUGGGAUCCGGAUUGGCAUGGGGAGUGGCUCCGCCUGCAUCACGCAAGAGGUCAUGGCCGUCGGUCGUCCCCAGGCCGCUGCCGUCUAUUCCGUCAGCCACUUUGCUGCCCGGUUUGGUGUUCCCUGUAUCGCCGAUGGCGGCGUGCAAAACGUUGGUCACAUCGUCAAGGGUCUUUCCCUGGGCGCCUCUACCGUCAUGAUGGGCGGUCUCCUAGCUGGCACCACCGAGUCCCCAGGCACGUCGUUUGUCUCCCGCGAAGGCAAGCUGGUCAAGGCCUACCGGGGCAUGGGCAGCAUCGACGCCAUGCAAGACAAGAAGGCUGGCGGCGGCGGCAAGGACAGCCAAAAGAGCAAUGCCGGCACGGCCCGGUACUUUUCCGAGGGCGACAGCGUCCUGGUGGCCCAGGGGGUGUCGGGAGCCGUGGCGCACCGGGGCUCGGUCGGUAAGUUUGUGCCGUACCUGGCUGCCGGCCUCAAGCACUCGAUGCAGGACUGCGGCAUGAAGAGCCUGGCGGAGCUGCACGAACGCACUGCCGACGGCACGGUACGCUUCGAGCUCCGCACCUCAAGCGCUCAGGUCGAGGGCAACGUCAACAUGGAGGCAUACGAGAAGAAACUGUAUGCGUGA
Hirsutella rhossiliensis is the source of this 1620-nucleotide messenger RNA. RefSeq names its product IMP dehydrogenase / GMP reductase domain-containing protein. Gene Ontology annotation, cellular component: cytoplasm. The coding region runs from base 1 to 1620 and encodes 539 amino acids. The record is from RefSeq and is a predicted model, not a curated record. NCBI's taxonomy places the organism in Eukaryota, Fungi, Ascomycota, Sordariomycetes, Hypocreales, Ophiocordycipitaceae. The transcript has 2 exons. Gene Ontology annotation, molecular function: IMP dehydrogenase activity. Gene Ontology annotation, biological process: GTP biosynthetic process.